Durio zibethinus is the source of this 3101-nucleotide messenger RNA. The record is from RefSeq and is a predicted model, not a curated record. NCBI's taxonomy places the organism in Eukaryota, Viridiplantae, Streptophyta, Magnoliopsida, Malvales, Malvaceae.
GAAUCUUAGUAUCAUUAGAGAAGAAUAUGCUCCCAUACGGAGCAAAGAAAAAAUAAAAGGAAAAGCACACUCUUCAACAUUUGCAAGCGAAGCCCAUAGGAAGAUCGAAGGAAAACACAAAAACCGGUGACUCAUAAUUUCCUAAGUCUAUGAGCCCAAAAAACAAACAAGAAACGUUUGACCCUGCCCCUUGCCUUAUAACUUAUCUGAAAGUCGGAAACCGCGUUCUCUUUUUCCAUAAAUUCCUUCUUUUAUUUGCCACUAACUGCCAUCCACAAACUCAAUCUAAAAAAAGAAGCUCCGCCAUGCCGUCAGCUUCCCACGACUCUCCCAGCGGUGGUUCGCCACCGCCACCGUCGAAACCAAAGGGAAAGUUCCUGUCUUUAAUCCUGAAAGCCAUAAUCAUGAUGUUUCUCAUCUCCUUCUUCUUCCUCCUCCUCCCUCUAGCCUCUUUUCUCCUCCUCCUUCCUCUUGUCCUCCGUCACCAGCGCCACCGCCAUAGCCGCCACGCUCAUCCCUCGCCUGGGUUUUCUCCAAAACAGCUCAAAAAGCUUCCCCAAUUCAGAUUCUCCAAGGAAACAAAAGCUACCUAUUUGGAAUUGGACCCUUGUGUUAUUUGCUUGGAUGGGUUCAAACAAGGUCAAUGGUGUAGAAACCUUGUUGGGUGUGGCCACUUGUUUCAUAGGAAGUGUUUGGAUGCUUGGUUAAUGAAAGUUCCUGCUUGUCCAAUUUGUAGAGCAAGGGUUUGCUUGGAUAAUGAUGAUAAAUGCAUUUGGGGUUUUGGUUCAAGGGGAACAGACUUUCAGGGUUUGUUAGAUAUAAUCAAAAUGAGAAGGGAGAUGAUAAGGAGAUUGUUAUGCUGGAGGAGAUUCUAUGUGUGCUUUCAGGUCUUUCUUGACAAUUUGAGAAUUCAGUGGAGAUUUGGAAGAGACCAAGGUUCAAGUCUAGUUGCCAGUAGAACCAAGGGCCACGCAUUUCGAAUCUUGGCCAACCCUAAUGUGUCUUCAGGGAAGGGAGAUCCAGGUAAUGAAGUCAUCAUGGUUGACCCUUUGGAAGCUAAACGAUUAGCUGCUAAACAAAUGGAACAAAUUAAAGCUAAACAGAAAUUCAAGAGGAGACGCCAAAUAGAAGCAAUUAAUGGGGCGUGGGCAAUGAUUGGUCUUACAGCAGGCUUAGUUAUUGAAGGUCAUACGGGAAAAGGUAUUCUAGCACAGUUGGCUGGUUAUUUGUCAGCGAUCAUCCAUGUUUUUGUGGGAUAGGCUUGUUCCCUUGUGGAUGAUUUUGGGAAUGCUGGCUCAAUCAUGAUACUAUUUUUUUCACAUCAAGAAUAUAAUAUUAUCAAACAGAUGCUCUUUCAUCUUAUUCACUUUGUAACCCUUUAUUUGGUAUGUCCCCUGCUCUUUCACCAUCCCGUUUAUAACAAACUGUAAUCAUUCUUUAUGAAAAAUGACAUCAUUCUUUCUUCUGGCUCCAACUACUUGUUGCUGUAUUGACUUUGGUAUAAGCGAGAAACUUGGUGGAAAUUUUUACCCAAUAUCAAAUAACAUAUUUUUAGUUGGAUUCUUGGAAGUUGGAACCAGUGAGUUUUAAUUUCUAAUCUAAGAAGAGGCAAAUUAUUUCAGUAAAAUACUUGCUCUAUAUAUUUGCAUGUUAACACCAAACGGAUUUAGAUUACAUUUCUUUAUAUCUGUCACGAUUCAAUUCUAAGCUAUAUAUAUGUCACUUGUGUGCUUUGAUAUUUAGUCUCAAGAUCUCCAGGUUUAUAUCUUCAUAGGGCUUGAUCUACUUCCUUAAUACAAAUCCGAAAUUCUUUUCUUUACUGCAUAAUCUUAAGCACCAGGGGAUUACAUUUUUCACAUAAUCAAUCUAGUGACAGAAAAUUCCAACUCAGAAAAAGUCCCUUUCGAGCUGAGGAUGUCACAAAUAGUAUUAAGUAUGACAUGGGACUACUAAAAAUCCUGGAUCUCUGUAAACAGUGAAAAUGCACAUUGGUUUCAACGACCAAGCUAAUGGUUUUAGCUGCUUGCGUGCGUGGUGAUCGUUCCCCUCUCGUUAUGUUGAAGAUAAACGUAUUUGUGCUCAUUGCUACUUCGAAUAAAAAAUAAAGAUAAAAAGAUCUUGAAAGCUAGUAUAUAUACUGUGCUCCCUUCUUGCAAUGGAAAAUUAUAUUCCUCUGGUUUUUUUAUUUAUCGGCAUUUUUAGCAUAUACAUACAGAAUCUACCUCAAAAAUGGGAUGCUAACGGCUUUCAUGGCAGUACUUUUAGCAGUAUUUCAGUCCUAGACAUAAUGGACGCAAAACCUUUAUACAACCCUUUCCCAGUCAGGUGGGUAUGGAAAAAAUGUGGUCUCAAACUUGGGCUGCCAUGAGCCAACCCCAUUAACAAGGUUAAAUUCUUUUGUUCCUUUUUUCUUAUUCACAUGAGGCAAAAACUAAUUGGUGGGCGGUGGCUACAAUAGUGUAAUUUGCAGAAUUUUUUUUAUUUUUAUUUCUCGUUUCUAGUUUAUCUCUAAACCAUUAUCUAAUAUUAAGUCAACUAAUUUAAACUAUCAAUCAGCAUGUAAUUUUCAGUAUUAAAUAAGCUAUUAACUGGGUUUGAGUUUUCCAGUGGUCCCUCUUUUAUUUCUAAAUUUACCUUUUCAUUCGUAAAAACAUGAACAGUACUGACGGCAGGAGCACCGACCAUCACGCAGCCGAAGCAUUAGACAAAGCACUUAAUGAUUCACAAGGAUGUGGCGUUAAAUAUCCUGCAAGAUAGGGUCUUAGGCUGUAGGGCAGUGCUAGGCGGCGAUGGAUCGAGGUGCUGACUCUGCAAUAUGUUACUAGGCGGCGAUGGAUCGAGGUGCUGACUCUGCAAUAUGUUACUACUUCUUUAUCUGGUUUAAGUGGCAUUUUUAUCCAAUUUGCUUACUGUUUCAAUUCAAUAAUAAAUGAAGAUCGGAUAAGGCGGUCCAUGGGAUAAACCAGCCAAUUGCUGAAGGGAGGUCUUACAUGGAUUCAUGAUUCUUUUUAACUGAUGUAGACCACUUCAUUUUUUCCAGGAUUGCAAUUUUUCCAGUCAAAGUGGAAUUGCUUGAAUUGGUCCAUGGGUCACUUUGAGCC